AUGGCUCCACAAACCAAGAAACGUAAAGUUGAAGCUGUCAAAACUAAUCUUCAUCAAAUUGGUGAUGAUUGCAUGGUAAACAUCUUUUCCUACCUGUCAAAUUUCGAACCUUUCGAAUUAAUGACAACUUGCAAGCAAUUUCGUUCUGGAGUUGAACAAUUACACACAUUGACAUUGGGAAGUUUAGUUUUAUCAUCCCCAGGUGAAGAAGAAGAAUUUGAAGAAUCGGAGUUUGAAAGUGAAGAAUUAGAUGAAGAUAUUCGAAACAAAUUUAAUGGUUGGUUAAAUUCGAAUAGAAAUUGUGAACAGUUUAGAAUUAUUAAGAUUAUUAAUGGAAUCAAUGCAAAGGAGGCAAAGACAUUGAUGGAAAAUUGUCCAAAAGUAAUUGAACUUUCGUUUCCAGUUUCUGGAAAGUUGACGAUUCCCAAGUUUUCAGAAUUGAAGAAACUUGUUAUAGAAGGACGACAAGCAUCUUUCGAAUUCAGCUGUGAAAUCCCAACUCUGAAAUCUCUUACUCUUCAUUCACCAAUCAAAUCUUGCCAAGAAAUUGUAAACAAUUUUCCUAAUUUAGAAGAAUUACAAAUUACAUUUUCAGGUUCUGAUCUCUCACCACUCAAAUCCUUAACAAACCUCAAAUCUCUUUACAUUGCAACUGUUAGUUCAACCAAAAAAUCAUUGAAAGCAGAUCAAAUAUACGAAACUAUGUCAAUUCCAACAUUGGAAACUUUUAAACUAAACAUGCAUGGACCAACAUCACUCUGCAUUCCAUUUAUCAAAAGAAAAGUUUCAUGUCCACAAUUGAAAACUCUUGAAAUUUGUAAUAAUGAAUAUUUCAUGGAUGUGGAAGAGGAAGUUCCAGAAGAGGAAGAUUUUGAUCGCCUUAUUUGUGAAUUUGUUAAAUCUGAUUUUCCAAAAUUGGAAAGUAUUAGAUUGAAAUUUAGUAGUACAAUGCAAAGUUUGGAUGCUCUAUUGAAGAAUGAAAGUAUUUCCAAUAUCAAAUCUCUCGUAUUAAUUGAUAUUUCACAUGAAUGUUUCAAACAAGUUUGUUCUAAUCCUUCCUGGAAAGGAUUAACUGAAUUGGAAUGUAAAAUUGAUAUGGGAAUCGAUGAAGAAUCUUCAGUUUUCAAACUAUUAGCAGAAAGCCAAUUUGAAAACUUGAAAUCUUUCAAAAUUAACUACCAAGAAUUUAAUCACUCAGAAAUUGGAUUUAAGGAAUUUUGUGCAAGUGACAAAUUUACAAAAUUGGAACAUUUACACUUGGGUUUUCAAAUUGAAAGCAAGGAUAAUCUAUUACUUCCAAAAUCUACUCACUUUCCAAAUUUGAAGAGUUUGUACAUUAUGUACUUACAAGGAAAAGUCAAAAGUUUCUUGACUACUUUGGGAAAGAAUGAAUCUUUUGGAAGAUUGGAAGAAUUUACAAUUGGAAUGUAUGUUGAGGCAACAGAAUUGCAAAAAUUGAAGAAAUCUCUCAAACGUUUGACUCGAGUUAAAUCUGAAGAGAAUGAAGAUGAUGAUGAAUGA
Molecule: messenger RNA, 1521 nt
Organism: Naegleria gruberi
Lineage: Eukaryota; Heterolobosea; Eutetramitea; Acrasida; Naegleriidae
Exons: 1
Coding region: 1-1521 (506 amino acids)
Source: RefSeq, a predicted model, not a curated record